Molecule: messenger RNA, 1718 nt
Organism: Theobroma cacao (cacao)
Lineage: Eukaryota; Viridiplantae; Streptophyta; Magnoliopsida; Malvales; Malvaceae
Product: putative vacuolar membrane protein YML018C
Cellular component (GO): membrane
Source: RefSeq, a predicted model, not a curated record
GUUGUUGGUGCAACUGAAACGACCGGUUGGAGAAAGAAUUGGUGCUACUGACCAUGCCGAUAGUGAGGCUGUGACAAUGAACUAAAACUCAUCACUUCCCUUUGGUUUUCCUAUAUAUAAUUACGUUUCCUCAGCUGCAUUUGGCAAGGCUAGCUUGGAUGUUAUUGAAGGUAAGAAAAUUCAAAAAGAGAAUUUUUUUUUCAAUGAGUUUUGCAUAGACAGCAGAUUGAAGGAAGAAGAAAGAAAAGAUGGGUUGGAAAUAUAAGGGAGGUUUGCUUCUAAUUAUUGGUGUCGUAAUCAUGUGGGUUACCUCUGCAGAGGUCACUCAGGGUGUGUUUGAAGACUAUGGACAUCCAUUUGCCGUGACAUAUCUUGGAACCUCUCUUUUGGCACUUUAUCUGCCAAUAGCAUUCUUUAAGGACUGGUUAGUAAAGCAUCUGAGAGGUCGCCCUUGUAAUAGUGCCAAAGGCCCAAAAGGGGUUGACAGGUCCUCUGUAGAACUAAAUUCUCCUGCAAAACAUGAUGACAAGCAUGGCAAUUUUCAAAUUGAACAUCAAGUACCAGUGCCUGAGUGUGUCAUAGACCUUUGUAUCAAGGAGGAGGAAAAUCCCCUGGUUUCUAGACACAAAGAUAUUGUGGAAGCACCAAAGCGAGACCGAAUGCUUAGCACAAAGGAGAUUGCUGCAUUUGGCUUUUGCAUGGCUCCUAUCUGGUUUGCAACAGAGUAUCUUACGAACGCUGCUCUUGCAAGAACAAGUGUUACUAGUACAACAUUGUUGUCCUCAACUUCAGGAUUUUUCACUUUAUUAAUUGGGGCACUUUUGGGUCAAGACUCCAUUAGUACAGUGAAAGUUGUUUCAGUUGUCAUUAGCAUCGCUGGUGUUGCUAUGACUACACUUGGAACGGCAUGGGCUGCAAAUGAACCAAAAUCAGGCAUUAACAAAAGUGGGAAUCAUGCUCUUCUAGGAGAUCUUUUUGCUAUCUUCUCAGCUAUGAGUUAUGGACUGUUUACAGUUUUGCUUAAAAAGUUUUCUGGAGAGGAAGGAGAAAGGGUAGACAUGCAGAAGUUGUUUGGCUAUAGUGGAUUGUUUGCACUUGUUGCCCUUUGGUGGCUAGCGUGGCCUCUGAACGCAAUUGGUGUUGAACCAAAGUUCACAUUUCCUCAAUCAGCUAAAGUGCAAGAGAUCAUCCUUAUAAACAGUUUUGUUGGGUGUUUUCUAUCUGACUAUUUCUGGGCAUUGUGUGUUGUCUGGACCUCUCCGCUGGUAGCUGCACUGGGCGUUUCGCUUACCAUACCUAUUGCAAUGUUGGAAGACAUGCUAAUUCAUGGUCAACGGUAUUCAAUAAUCUAUAUGAUUGGAUCAGCUCAGGUAUUCCUGGGAUUUCUAAUAGCUAAUAUUUCAGACUGGAUAUCAGAGAAGUUGAGAUGGUAAAGCUGUCAUUCUCCACCAAAGACUAUAUAAUUGGCCCAACCUUAAUGACGCAUGGCCCCCCUGUAGACUACGUAUGCAGUAGUUUUAUCAUCUGGCUUUGCUGGAAAGGAUACUAUUAUAUUAUAGUAAUGCACUAAUGUUAUGAUGUUUCCUAACUAGUGGCAAGCCGAAUGAAAGUCUACCUGUUUUGAGUUUCCACGUUGACAAAUUGCAGCACUUUAUGAUUUAGGUUUUUGGGAUAGCUAUAUAGAAUUAGUACAAUUUAAUUUUCCCUCCUUUCAACUC